Molecule: messenger RNA, 1309 nt
Organism: Saitozyma sp. JCM 24511
Lineage: Eukaryota; Fungi; Basidiomycota; Tremellomycetes; Tremellales; Trimorphomycetaceae
Source: the annotation of a GenBank genome assembly
ACCGAGCGGCGCGCAAUCCGACAAGAUGGGUCGCAUGGCCGAAGCGCAGCGUAGGCUGCUCGAGCAAAUGAUGGGCGCCGAGGCCAUGGGUAUUACCCAGCAGAACAUCGAUUGGUGGGACGAGAAGGUCUGCAGGAACUACCUCUUCGGAACGUGCCCACACAUCCUAUUCGGUAACACCAAAAUGGACCUCGGUAUCUGCCCCAAACUCCACUCCGAGCGGAUCCUCAAACAGUUCCAAGAACAUAUCGCGGCCAAUCCCUCCGAUCCCCGCGUCGCCGCCUUUCGCCAGGAGCACGAGAACAGCCUAUACGGCUUUGUGGACGACGCGGAUCGGCGGAUCCGGGCGGCGCAGAGAAAGUUGGAGAAGACGCCAGAGGAGAAUAGGAAGACGGUGGAUCUGAUGCGCGAGAUCGGCGAGAUCGAGCUCUCCAUCCAGGGCGCCACGGAAGAGAUGGAAGCUCUCGGAGAAGCCGGAAAGGUCGAGGAAUCGAUGCAGAAGCUCGCGACGGUCGAUGCGCUCAGGGGGGAGAAGGCGAGCAAGGAGAGGGAGCUGCAGGAGCUGAACGAGAACGCGGGCGCGUCGGGGCAUCAGAAGUUGAGAGUGUGCGAGAUCUGUGGCGCUAUGCUUUCCGUUCUGGACUCGGACAAGCGAUUGGCGGACCACUUCGGCGGAAAGCUACAUUUGGGCUACCAGGAACUGCGCCGACUGCUGGGCGAAUUCGCCGAGGCGCGAAUGACCGGUCGGAACGGUACUGCCGCCGCUGCUGGCCCCGGAGCUGGCGCGUCAUCGGGGUACGGUCCCCGGGCGGGUGCUCCUCCUACCGGAGCGCCUUCUGGUCCAUCUGCUCCUCCCGGACCGCCGGGGCCCUCCGGACCUCCCCCGCCCGCCUUUGCCCCGUCGUCGCGCCGCGAAUCGUUCCUCUCCGAUGACCGUGAGCGUGAUGGUCGACCGCACACGCCCAGCACCGCGCCCAAGGUGCCUCCGGCGGAUGAGAUGCCGGUGGUCGGUCAUGGCGAUAAGGUCAAACGAGAGGCGGGAGAGCUGGUCGAGGAUGUCAAGGAGGAUAGGGAGAGGAGCACGAGGGAUAGGUCGAGAGAUGGAGAGAGGGAUAGAGAGAGGGAGAGGGAGCGGGGUGGAGAUAGAGACAGGUAUGGAGAUAGGGAAAGGGAUAGGUAUGGCGAUAGGGAGAGGGACAGGUAUAGGGACAAGGAGAGGGACAGGGAAGAUAGGUACGACAAGUACGACAGGGAGGAAAGGCGGAGUAGUCGGUACGACGACAAGGAGAGGAGGGAUCGCAAAUACGAG